Messenger RNA from Thalassophryne amazonica, 498 nucleotides. RefSeq lists its product as uncharacterized. The transcript is spliced from 2 exons. The record is from RefSeq and is a predicted model, not a curated record. Bases 1 to 498 code for a protein of 165 amino acids. NCBI's taxonomy places the organism in Eukaryota, Metazoa, Chordata, Actinopteri, Batrachoidiformes, Batrachoididae.
AUGGACCCAACGGGGGCAGACUGGAUGCAUCAGGUGCUUACUAUUCAGGGGGAGGACCUCAGAAAGCUCCAGCAAGAUGUGGAUUCCUUCGUGGAUCAUGUGAGCUGGCUAACCGAUCAGUUGCUCGAGAAUUGUCUGUUUGUCAAACCUGAGAAGUGCGGGUUCCACCUCAACACUGUCGCCUUCUUGGGCUUCAUUAUCUCUCACAAUCAAGUCAAACCCAACCCUGCUAAGGUCAAGGCCAUCACGGGCUGGCCAGUUCCAUCUUCCGUUAAACAGUUACAGCAGUUCUUCGGGUUCGCUAACUUUUACCGUCGAUUCAUCCACGGGUUCAGUCAGGUUGCAGCUCCCCUCACCGCACUCACUUCCUCCAAGACAACCUUUCAGUGGACACCUCAGGCAGACUCCACGUUCACCCAGCUUAAGACUCGCUUCGCUACUUCCCCCAUCCUCACUCAGCCAGACCCGGCUCAUCAGCAUCGUCUGCCAAGCGUUUGA